Molecule: messenger RNA, 1185 nt
Organism: Melampsora larici-populina 98AG31
Lineage: Eukaryota; Fungi; Basidiomycota; Pucciniomycetes; Pucciniales; Melampsoraceae
Exons: 7
Coding region: 1-1185 (394 amino acids)
Source: RefSeq, a predicted model, not a curated record
AUGAACGAAUUAGCCUCAUCAGUAGGAGGCCAACCUCAAGUCGAUCUACGAACUGAGGAUGAAAUUGAAGGCACUGAUGACCCUAGCGGGGUAGGUUCAGGUGAGAAAGAAGAAGAACUAGACGGAGAAACCAUUGAUGAAAACCAAAGAGACAAAAUAGCUAGACAGAUGGAAGACUACCACACGGGUAUAACAGAUUUGUCAGCCUCACAUAACAACAACGAUCAAAACGUAAACUUCAUCAACUCCAAUUCCGAGGAAGAAAACGAAGAGUCAACCGCAAAGAGCACAUCCGGAAGUUCCUCUAAUUCAUCAUCUGGUGGCUCAUCAGAAAGCUCAUCAGACAAAGAUUCCAAUGAAGAUACAGAAUCAAACGACUCCUUGUCAACGGAUAGCAAAUCAGACUCAUCUUAUUCAAGUAACAAGAAGAAUAGAAAAUGCAAGCUCAAGUCGAUAAAGUCCCUAGACAAGGCAGUCGAGAAAGCAAUCAAGAUGAGAGAGAAGUUUAACUCGGAAAAGAAAGAUUCAUCCCAAGCUAUGAAGGAAAAGAAAGAUCAUGGGAAAGGCAAAGCAGGAAAGAAGAAGAAGUCAUCCUCGUCAAAAAAGACUAAAGUAUCCAAGCAGAAUGGAAUCAAGUUUCAGGCAGGAGUACCUUGUAAAUCGCUAUUACCGACCCUCCAAACCUACUGGAAUGAGGCGAUGUUGAAACUCAACGAGAAAGUUCCAUUAACAGUCCUUAACCCAACCUUUGUACAACACGACCAAGACGAAAGUCACAAGAAUCAAUCUUCCUCGUCAUCAUCUAAGAAGACUCGAAAGAAGUACGAGAAGCUCGCGCAAGAAAGAGCAGGACAGACUGGCGAGUGGUCCUUUGGAAACACCAAUCCUAAGAGAAGAAGCGUCACAUCUCAGAGCUCAUCACGUCAAAACUCAUCACACCAUCCGUCUCAGCAAAGAGCACCACGUGUAGUCAGAGUACCUAGACUACCAGAAAUAAUAGAAAUGCUACCUCCAGCACAACAAAUCCGACCAAAUGACAAGAGAGAUCAAAGGGGUAGAAAUGGAAUCCGCAGAGGUAGAGGAGGUGGCUCAAUCCAUAGAGGUAGAGCAAACCAACCCAAUCUUCAGUUGUAUAAUUCGAAGAAUGUACAAUUCUUUAACAAUCAGUCUGAUGUAGUUCCCUGA